Postia placenta MAD-698-R-SB12 is the source of this 1176-nucleotide messenger RNA. RefSeq lists its product as hypothetical. Lineage: Eukaryota; Fungi; Basidiomycota; Agaricomycetes; Polyporales; Adustoporiaceae. The transcript is spliced from 3 exons. The record is from RefSeq and is a predicted model, not a curated record. Bases 1 to 1176 code for a protein of 391 amino acids.
AUGUCAUACAUUUGCCCAAGCACUCUAGGACUCGCCCCUUGUGCUCAGCUACUGUUCCGCACAGAGAACCUUCGCGAGCUUCAAAUCUACAAGCUCGAGGGGCUACUCCAACAUGAACCUCGCUAUGGCGAUGCGAUACUGGCCCUCAAACAUCUCGUCAGCGUAAAGUUCACGGGCGCGGGUCCACUUGCGCUCAACCUCAUCAGCCGCCUGAGUAGCUCAGUGCGCAAUGUCGUGCUAUUCUUAGAGCCUGGCACGAUGACUUGGCACGAUCUGCUCUCUCAGUUCCGCCCCACCCCCAACGUCCAAAAGCUCGAGCUCUGCCAUGUCCGGUGGUUGCCGUCCGAAGAAGAUGUCUUCUCGGGACCACUCCCUCAGCCUCGCAAAGGCGACGGAAUCACAGCGUGCUGGCCUAACGUGCGCACUCUCAAUCUACUACGCGGCGCCGUGCCCAUGCACAUAUGUGCACGCGUGUUUCCGGGCCUGCGCAACCUCGCUGUGUCAGAGAAAUCAUUGUGGACGACGUCCUGUGACAACUCCAACUGGCAAGUCCUCGAUCGCGUCUCGACGAUCCCGAGGUCGCUGCUCCCCACCACCAUUCGUUCCGUCCAUCACCUCCGGCUCUUGCUAGUGGAGUAUACUGAGAACUUGCUCCUGUCUAUAGAGAAGGUCUCUCCCGCAAUUCUUUCUCUGAGGUCUGACUCGGCGAUAGACCAUUCAUUUUGGACGUCGCUUAUGCAGCGUGCGCCGAAUCUGCGAUGCCUUGAUGUCGUCGUGGAAUGCGACAGCGAAAGACAGGAAACACCGGAGGAUUACUUGCUGUGGCUGCUUGACCUUGCGAACGCUCUCGCCGCAACGAGAGUGAUGUGCGUCAGAAUCCGCUUUAACAAAGCCGAGGGCUGGGAUGUCGCACCCUUGCGAGCGCAUCUUUCCCGCUUUAUUGCGACGGCGAAACCCGUCCGCUACCUGUCGGCUGAAUGCGGUAGCGUGGUAUUUCGAGGCCAUGAAGAUGAUCUGUGUGGCUGGCGCCGUUGGUGGCGCGCCCAGAACACGCCGGGUGGCAGGGUGCUCAAGGAUAUGUCGUUUGAAGUCGGCGAGGAACUGUUGGAAAAACUUUGCGAUGCUCGAUUGUUCAAGACGAUGGACCUCGACGAGCCCAUGGACAAAGGAAAUUAG